AUGAGAGCUAAAGGUUUCAACUCGAGAGUCUCGUUUAUCACAGCGGUGAGUUUGCAUGGGAUCGUUUUCGGAUCCGGGUUCAUGUCGUUUACUGAUUUGAAGAACGCUCUUCUCCAUUUUUACUGUGUUUGGUGGAGGAUCAAUGAUGCUCGGAAGUUGUUCGACGAAAUGCCGCAGAGGAUUGAUGUUGUUUCGUUUGGUACUUUGACUAAUGGGUGUCUUGAGGUUUCUAAAGCCUGCAUUGGCUCUGGAUUGGUUCAGGGAUAUGCGGAAAAGCUGGGGUGA
Arabis nemorensis is the source of this 285-nucleotide messenger RNA. NCBI's taxonomy places the organism in Eukaryota, Viridiplantae, Streptophyta, Magnoliopsida, Brassicales, Brassicaceae. The record is from the annotation of a GenBank genome assembly.